This is a messenger RNA of Octopus bimaculoides (California two-spot octopus), 2305 nucleotides long. Its product is annotated as tubulin alpha-1C chain. Gene Ontology annotation, biological process: microtubule-based process. The record is from RefSeq and is a predicted model, not a curated record. Gene Ontology annotation, molecular function: GTP binding; structural constituent of cytoskeleton. Gene Ontology annotation, cellular component: microtubule. Lineage: Eukaryota; Metazoa; Mollusca; Cephalopoda; Octopoda; Octopodidae.
AAGAGCAACGUUAUUGCAUUUCUUGUUUACUCUCCGAAUAAAUCAGAUGUUAUUGAGUAAUUACGUAACUUGUUAGUGUCUCCUGUUUUGAACGAUACAGAAGCAGGGCUACAGCAAUGAGAGAAUGUAUCAGCAUUCACGUUGGACAAGCUGGAGUCCAAAUUGGUAACGCUUGUUGGGAGCUCUAUUGUCUUGAACAUGGUAUUCAGCCAAAUGGUCAGGUAUCAUUUGAAGAGUCUUCUGGUGCUAAUGAUUCGUCUAGCACGUUCUUUCAUGAGUUAGGCUCUGGAAAACGUGUCCCCAGAGCCACAUUUAUUGAUUUAGAACCCUCAGUUGUUGAUCAAGUACGCGUUGGAAAAUACAGCCGCUUAUUUCACCCGGAUCAACUCAUCAGUGGUAAAGAGGACGCAGCCAAUAAUUAUGCCAGGGGUCACUAUACUAUUGGCAAGGAAAUCGCUGAUUUGGUUUGUGACCAAAUUCAUAAACUAACUGAACAAUGCUCUAGCCUCCAAGGCUUCUUGAUUUUUCAUAGCUUCGGUGGCGGCACUGGUUCUGGUUUUACAUCUCUAUUAAUAGAGCGUCUGAGUAUUCACUUUGGUAAAAAGACAAAGCUCCAAUUUUCAGUCUACCCAGCACCACGAAUUUCUACAGCUGUAGUAGAACCGUACAAUUCCGUCUUGACCUCUCAUAGCACUCUAGAGCAUUGUGAUUGCGCUUUUAUGGUCGACAAUGAAGCAAUUUAUGAUAUCUGUAAAAAGUAUUUAGGCGUUGGGUAUCCAACAUAUAUGAACCUUAAUCGUCCCAUUGCUCAAGUAGUGAGUUCUAUUACUGCUUCUCUAAGGUUUUAUGGGUCCCUUAAUGUUGAUUUAAACGAGUUUCAAACCAACCUGGUACCUUAUCCACGUAUUCAUUUCCCAUUGAUUACGUAUGCACCAAUACUAUCUGUUGAGAAAGCGUUCCAUGAACAGUUAAUCGUUUCUGAAAUAACAAACGCGUGCUUUGAAACCGGUAAUCAGAUGGUUAAAUGUGACCCUCAUCGUGGAAAAUACAUGGCUUGCUGUCUGUUGUACCGAGGCGAUGUGGUCUCGAAAGAUGUUAACGCUGCUAUUGCAGCAAUUAAGAAGAAAAAAUCCAUCAAGUUUGUGGAUUGGUGCCCAACAGGGUUUAAAGUUGGUAUCAAUUACCAACCCCCGACCGUUGUCCCUGGAGGAGAUAUGGCCAAGGUCCAACGGGCCGUGUGUAUGCUGAGCAAUACGACAGCUAUUGCUGAAGCUUGGGCCCGUCUGAAUUAUAAAUUUGACUUGAUGUAUGCCAAGCGAGCUUUUAUUCAUUGGUAUGUUAGUGAAGGUAUGGAGGAAGGUGAGUUUUCGGAAGCGCGCGAAGAUAUGGCUGCGCUGGAGAAAGAUUACGAAGAAAUUGCUAUUGACACAGCGGAAACAGAAGAUGAGGUCGAAGAAUAUUGAAUAUUAUAUAUAAAACUUUAUUGCAAAUCGAUUGAGAUGUAUAUUAUACACAUGUGAAUGUGUUGCUCCACUAUUAAACUAACGAAUCAUUUUGAGAUAUUAAAAUCGCAUUGUUUUCCUGUUUUAUGUUGCAUAUUCGAAAUAAAGACAUUUUUAAAACUUUUUUCGAAUUUAUUUGAAACAUUAGCAAGACAUAAGAAUUUUUUUUUUUUUUUUUUUUUUUUUUUCGUAUCUAAUUCAUGAAACGUUUUGUAUCAGAAGCAGUCGCAUGCCUUAUAGAUAAAAUUUAGAUUUAGGGGACAUUUUCUGUUAGGAAAUGUUAAUUAUUUUUGGUACAACAACACCAGGUUUAAGGGGUGGGGUAAAUCAAUUAAGUCAACUCCAGUAGCCCAACUACUACUGAUGUUAUAAACCGUGAACGGCGAAUUCGUUCUCAGGUGAAUUUGAACUCUGAGCGUAAAGGACGAAAUGCAGGCUAGCGAUUCUGCCGCAUCACUACGUUUUUUAAUGCCAACAACGACAAUGCCCCUACAAUUAUGUAUUUCCCUCACAGCAAAAGUUACGAAGUGUAUCGUAAGCAGCUUUUGAAAUAUCCGUUGAUCCUUUGUUAGAUUAAUGUUUAGCGAAGCUAUGUAUGUUGCAUUUCAUGUUUGAUAUUCAGAAAACUCUUUCGAAAAUAAUCGGCCAUUUCUCGUUACAGACAAAGGAAAUCAUGAAAUUAGAAUGAAAAUAUGUUUUGUUACCAAUAAAGUUAAACUGAGUUUUAAGGGUAUUAAUGAUAUAUAUCCGCUCUCAUGCCUGUAUUUUGCACAACAGAAAAGCUACCUAAUUUAAUUACUGAA